This is a messenger RNA of Symbiodinium sp. CCMP2592, 1137 nucleotides long. The record is from the annotation of a GenBank genome assembly. Lineage: Eukaryota; Dinophyceae; Suessiales; Symbiodiniaceae.
AUGGAUGCGGCGACAGUGGACGUGCUGGUAUUUAGUAUGGACGUUAUCAACUUGCGGGCGACAGUGGAUGCGCUGGUAACAUGGACAUUAUCUUCAUCCUGCGGGCAUGGCUGCGGCGACAAUGACUUUGCUGGUAGCAUGGACGUUGUCAUCUUGCGGGCAUGGAUGCGGAGUUUGCGGGGCUUCCUCCAAGUCGACAGACACCACGGCAGGAGUGCUAUCAAAAGCUUCGGCUGUUCGAAGGUGACGCCGGGGCCAGAGCUUCCAAGAACGACGCGGCACUUACACGGCCUGAAUUCGUGCGUGAAGAGCCACUGGAAGGACUACGGCCUCAAGCCGGAUGCUGCCAACGUGAUGGGAAACAGCCGAGAGGAGUGCUGCGACGUGAAGAAGUGCGACACCUUCGAGUGCCCCAACAACACACAGUGGGAACCAAACCCGAAGGCCGUGGUAGGCAGCACGAUUAAGCAGUGCUGCACCAAGAAGAUGUGCGACACCCACACCUGCAGCAAAGACAGCCUUCAGAAGAAGCCAGUGAAGGGCCUCCAGGGCAGCACUGACGACGAGUGCUGCGAACACAAGUUCUGCACUGCCUGGACCUGCAGCGAUAAAACGAAGUGGGUCCACAAGUCGGCGCAGCACGGCGCGACAAACCUCGACCGCCGGGGCUUUUCCGACGAGGAAUGCUGCGACGAGAAGUAUUGCUUAGCAGAGAUCUGCGACCCUGCCACCCAGUGGAAGGGAAAAGAAGGACUGGACAAGAUCCAGGGCAGCACCCACGAGCAGUGCUGUGAGAAGAUCUUCUGCGACGACUUCGUGUGUGACACUGAUGUCAACGGCACUGGUGUCGGCACGCAGUGGUACAAGCGCGUGGACACGAACACUUACAAAUGGCAGGGAAGCACCAACGAGGAGUGCUGCCUCCCCAUCUACUGCAGCCAGUAUACCACCAGCCAUCCUACUCGCUGGGUGAGGAAGAAGGAUGCGAGCUUGCAUGGCAGCACCGACGUGGAGUGCUAUGAUCCGCUCUGGUGCUCUGAAUACUGCUGCGACAAGCAGUCAGGCCUGGAGCUCCGACCCAACGCGAAGCAGCACCAGGGCAGCACGGAUGAAGAGUGCUGCGUGAAGAUCGGCUGA